Messenger RNA from Bufo bufo (common toad), 2970 nucleotides. Its product is annotated as disintegrin and metalloproteinase domain-containing protein 9-like. Gene Ontology annotation, biological process: proteolysis. The transcript is spliced from 23 exons. The record is from RefSeq and is a predicted model, not a curated record. Gene Ontology annotation, molecular function: metalloendopeptidase activity. Gene Ontology annotation, cellular component: plasma membrane. Lineage: Eukaryota; Metazoa; Chordata; Amphibia; Anura; Bufonidae. The coding region runs from base 298 to 2664 and encodes 788 amino acids.
AUCAGUCCCUUAUGGAGCUGGAUUGUGGUUAGGGGGCACAGUCUCCAGGACAAAACCUAGUUCACACAUGCCGUAAACGCCGCAGUGUCCACAACAGUGGAAGAACUUGUGGGACUGGUUCCUUCACAUACCUGAGAGCUGGGGAGAACCGCAAUGCAAGUUAUUUGCGGACUCUCAUUCUGUGUCUACCAGGAAAGGGUGAGAACCUGGCUUUUCCAGUUUUGUAAAAUGAUUGUGUCACAAAGUUAUGGACUGGUCUAGUACUGAGGAACUGAGUACAAAGCACAGUUUCUAAACAUGGGGGAGAGGUGGCUGCUAUCGAGUUUCCUUUAUAUUCUCCUGAGCGGAUAUCACGUUUCUGGACUGCAGGAUGAUGAAAUUGUUUUUCCGGAGCGACUGGUGAACAGAGUAAGGAGGAACGUGGAUGACAGCACGGAUGAGAAUAUAUCCUACAUCAUCCAAACUUCAAAUCGUACUCUAAUCCUUAAUCUUCAGAGGAACAGAGAUUUCGUGAGUAAAGACUUUGAGCACUUUACCUACAGCAAAGAUGGUGGACUGAAGGCCCUCAAUUCCACAGUACCGAAAUACUCCUGUUAUUACCAUGGACAGGUGGAAGGAAUGGAGGACUCUGUCGUUGCGCUCAGCGACUGUCAUGGUCUCAGGGGAGUCGUGUACUUGAGUGAGGUGCAUUAUGGGAUUGAGCCUGUGGAGCAUCCCUUUGGUGGAGCACACCGGCUGUAUCGGUUAGAUGAGCCCGAUGGAGCCGCUAUGUGCGGCGUGGUGGAGACCAUGGACACCUCACAUACUUUACUGCCCUCGUAUUAUCUACUCCGUAGGAAGAAGCGAGAUGUUCCUGCCAUGACCAGUUAUGUAGAGCUUGGAGUAGUAGUGGAUAAUCUUAGGUACCUUGGCGAUAAGUCAAACAGCACAGCAGUGGAAGUGGAGACCAUAGAGCUGGUGAAUAUUGUUCAUGGGAUGUUUCUCUCCCUUAACAUUCAAAUAGUACUGACUAAUUUGAUCACUUGGACGACCAAUAAUCCCAUCAAUGUCACUUCUGGAAGUGCUGGAGAUGUGCUGGGAAGAUUUACACAGUGGAGGGGUGAAAACAAAAUAAAGAGAUGCGACAUCUAUCAUCUCCUCAUGGGGCGCGGUUCUUUCGGUGGUGUGAUUGGCAUGGCAUUUGUUGGCACAGUAUGUUCACCGAGUUAUGCCACUUCCAUUAGUGCAUUCGAUGUUGGAGCCUCCCCACCGUCACAUGCCACAGUAGUCGCUCAUGAACUUGGGCACGUCCUUGGAAUGAGCCACGAUGAUAAUCGAUGCCCCAGCAACUCUGUCAUGUUCAGUUCAGACAAUAACGCCCGGACGUUCAGCAACUGCAGCGCCGACGAUUUUGCAGCACUAAUCAAGAAAGGAAGUGGGAAGUGUCUCCAAAACCCACCAGAUCCAAACCAGGUGCUCAGUAUACCUGCGUGCGGUAACAAUGUAGUCGAGCGAGGAGAGGAGUGCGACUGUGGAUCUCCGAAGGAAUGCCAGAACCCAUGCUGCAAUGCUGCCACCUGCAGGCUAACUAGUGGAUCGCAGUGUGCCCAGGGAUUAUGUUGCGAGAAUUGCAAGUUUAGGGUUGGAGGAAACAUUUGCCGGGGAAAGUCUAACACGUGUGACCUGCCCGAGUACUGCAAUGGAUCCUAUGCCCUGUGUCCUGUUGACUUCUAUAUAAUGGAUGGGUACCCCUGCAACAAUACAACUUCUUACUGCUACAGUGGAGUGUGCCAGAGCUAUAACGAUCAGUGCAAGGCCCUGCUGGGUGCAGGUACAAGUAAAGGCCCCGAUGUCUGCUUUCAAAUACAAAACAUAAAGGGCGAUCAAUAUGGAAACUGUGGGGUCGUAUCGGGAAACCCCCAACCGUGUACAAUAGCUGACAGCCUGUGCGGUAAACUACAGUGUACAGGAAAGAAUGACAAAAUACCAAACUGCACUAUCAUCAACAGUAACUACAACGGGGUAGAAUGUGUUAGUAUAGACUUCAACCUGGGCUCUGACGUUCCUGACCCUGGACUUGUCCACCAGGGAUCACCGUGUGCAGAAGGAAAGGCUUGUGUAAACUAUAAAUGUCAGAACGCCUCCGCCUUAGGAUUCAACUGUGACAUCAAAGGAAAGUGUCAUGACCAUGGGGUGUGCAAUAACAAUGGGAACUGUCACUGUGAUGACGGCUGGGCCCCCCCAUACUGUGACAAAUCGGGCUACGGCGGCAGCAUUGAUAGUGGCCCCACACACAUCGACACCUCUUUACUUGAUGGACUGCUCAUCUUCUUCCUGCUGGUUCUGCCGAUCCUCAUCCUCCUAGUUGUGAUGUUCAUAAAAAGAGACGCAAUUAGAAGGAGGUUUUUCCGGAAGAGAAGACGCAGAGAAAGAAAUGAACAAGAGCAGAACAAUUAUGCCAAUCGCAACCAGAAUGCCUAUGCCAAUUGGAACACUGCCGGCAACAUGCCAAGGAACCAGGACAGGACCUUUUCUGAUGUCUUCACUAUAUCGCAUAACGUUCCUCAAAGACCACCAGUGCCACCCGCUAGACCAGUGCCACCCGCUAGACCAGUGCCACCCACCCGUCCUCCUCGCCCUCAACUGUCCACAACCCCACAGUAUACCUGGCCCGAUAACGUCUGACAAUGGAUCACACUGAACUAAGCACUUCAGAACCAGCCAGCAACCUGAUUUCAGUCUGGAGCCAUUAAAGUUCUAUGUGGUGCCGCUGCAAUCCAUGGAUUAUGGGCACAGCACUGAUAUAAUCACAAAGGACAACCACAUGGUAAAGACAAACCCGGCAUGAAGGAGUCACGACGAAAGCUGCUAAAUCCAGAUGCACUUUUAUGAAAUCUGUUUUAAAAACCUGUAUAUCCAAUUUUGUGUUUUAUGAUGUCAUACUGUGAAAUGCCUCAUCGUGUUUUUUUUUUUUUUAUCCUAUUACAUUUC